Messenger RNA from Phacochoerus africanus (Common warthog), 578 nucleotides. It is a transcript of the gene C1H5orf47, whose product is annotated as chromosome 1 C5orf47 homolog. NCBI's taxonomy places the organism in Eukaryota, Metazoa, Chordata, Mammalia, Artiodactyla, Suidae. The transcript is spliced from 3 exons. The record is from RefSeq and is a predicted model, not a curated record. Bases 93 to 578 code for a protein of 161 amino acids.
UCUCCUCCCCUCGCUUUCUGCCCCUCAGACCCCUAGUCGCCCUCUGCUGGCUUCCGAGGGCACCGAGUGGCGGUUGCACGACGGCUGCAUCGAUGGCGGCGAAAGGCCGGGAGCAGGAGGGGAACCGGUCGCGCUUCGUCUACGUGACUCGCUUCGGCUCGCACCAGUGCGGCGGCGUUCUGCAGCUGGGCGGCCGCCGGGCUCUGGGCCUUUGGAGUCCCGGGUUCCGGGCUGGCCGCCGUCAGGCAGGGGCUCGGGCGGUGGCGGCAGGGACCCCGGGCGGCACGGAGCCGCCCGCCGGCUCCCGGCCCAGGGCUCCUGAGGCCUCCUCCCCGGCGCGGGCGUCGAACGUGCGGAGCGGAUCCCGGCCCACGGCCGGUGGAGGUUUAACUCAGAAGAAUUUAACUAAAAAAUUUGACUUCCCUGUACCUUUGAACGAAGCUUCCAAAAUAAUGAAGAAAAAGAAAAAGGUUUCAGUAUGGAAUGGAGUGUACAAAGUGAUUUCUAAAAUGCUUGAAGAAAAUGAAAAAUACAGACUCAGGCUGAAAUGCCAGCAAUUAUCUAGGGAAAGUAAGUAA